This is a messenger RNA of Phragmites australis (common reed), 2176 nucleotides long. Its product is annotated as sucrose transport protein SUT1-like. The transcript has 13 exons. Gene Ontology annotation, biological process: sucrose transport. Gene Ontology annotation, cellular component: plasma membrane. The record is from RefSeq and is a predicted model, not a curated record. Gene Ontology annotation, molecular function: sucrose:proton symporter activity. Lineage: Eukaryota; Viridiplantae; Streptophyta; Magnoliopsida; Poales; Poaceae. The coding region runs from base 327 to 1907 and encodes 526 amino acids.
CGGGCUAGGGUGGUCCGCGCCGGGGCCGGCCGGGUCGCAGCGGCAGCAGCACGGCCUUUAAAUGCCUCGCCAUCUCCCUCGCUCCAAACACUAACCCACCUCACCUCGCUUGUCCUCUCCUGCGCUCCACGCGCACUGGCACGCCUCGCUCUCCUCUCCCGUCUCGCCAUUCCCAUUUUCGUCUCCUCCCGGCCGGCCCCCUCCCGAGAGUCCAGCGCCUUCCGAAGCUUGCUUCUUGUUUCCCCAUCGCGCGGUUUUUCCUUGAUUUCCUCGGCCUGGUCCUAGAGAGAACCUAGGGUGAUCGGCGGCCGUGCGUCCUGCCUGCCAUGGCUCGCGGCGACGGCGAGCUGGAGCUCUCGGUGGGGGUCGGAGGCGGUGGCGGCGGGGGCGGGGGCGGGGGCGCGGGGCCGGGGGAGGUGGAGACCGCGCCGUCGAUCAGCCUCGGGAGGCUCAUCCUCGCCGGCAUGGUCGCCGGCGGCGUGCAGUACGGCUGGGCCCUGCAGCUCUCCCUCCUCACGCCCUACGUGCAGACUCUCGGGCUUUCACAUGCCCUUACUUCAUUCAUGUGGCUAUGUGGUCCGAUUGCUGGCCUAGUGGUUCAACCAUGCGUUGGCCUGUACAGUGACAGAUGCACCUCAAAAUGGGGAAGACGGAGGCCAUUUAUUUUGACAGGAUGUGCGCUGAUUUGUGUUGCUGUUGUGAUUGUUGGAUUUUCAUCAGACAUUGGAUAUGCUCUGGGAGAUACGAAGGAAGACUGCAGUCUCUACCACGGUGCUCGUUGGCAUGCUGCAAUUGUAUAUGUUCUGGGAUUCUGGCUCCUUGACUUCUCCAACAAUACGGUGCAAGGUCCCGCACGUGCUCUAAUGGCUGAUUUGUCAGGUCGUCAUGGCCCUAGUGCAGCUAAUUCAAUCUUCUGUUCUUGGAUGGCACUGGGAAAUAUCCUAGGAUAUUCUUCUGGUUCCACAAAUAACUGGCACAAGUGGUUUCCCUUCCUUAAAACAAAAGCCUGUUGUGAAGCUUGUGCAAACUUGAAAGGCGCAUUUCUGUUGGCUGUGCUGUUCCUGGCCUUGUGCUUGAUUGUAACCCUGAUCUUCGCCAAGGAAGUACCAUACAGAGGAAAUGAAAACCUCCCAGCAAAAGCAAACGGUCAGGUUGAAACUGAAAGCACCGGCCCACUUGCUGUGUUCAAAGGCUUCAAGAACUUGCCCCCUGGAAUGCCGUCCGUGCUUCUCGUAACUGGCCUCACCUGGCUCUCUUGGUUUCCGUUCAUCCUCUACGACACCGAUUGGAUGGGCCGUGAGAUCUACCACGGCGACCCAAAGGGAAACGAUGCUCAGGCUGCGGCCUUUAACCAAGGUGUCAGAGUAGGGGCAUUCGGUUUGCUACUGAACUCGGUUGUUCUAGGAUUCAGUUCCUUCCUGAUCGAGCCAAUGUGCCGGAAGCUUGGCCCGAGGAUCGUGUGGGUGUCGAGCAAUUUCAUGGUCUGCUUCGCCAUGGCUGCGACCGCGCUGAUCAGCUUCUGGUCGCUCAAGGACUUCCAUGGAUACGUGCAGGACGCCAUCACCGCGAACAAGGACAUCAAGGCCGUGAGCCUCGUCCUGUUCGCCUUCCUGGGGCUCCCUCUCGCUAUUCUGUACAGCGUCCCCUUCGCGGUGACAGCGCAGCUAGCAGCCAGUAAAGGCGGCGGGCAAGGGCUCUGCACCGGCGUCUUGAACGUCUCCAUUGUUAUUCCUCAGGUGAUCAUCGCCCUGGGCGCGGGCCCGUGGGACGAGCUGUUCGGGAAGGGGAACAUCCCGGCGUUCGGCGUGGCGUCCGGCUUCGCGCUCAUCGGCGGCGUCGUGGGCCUCUUCCUGCUGCCCAAGAUCUCCAAGCGCCAGUUCCGGGCCGUCAGCGUGGGCGGCCACUGAGCUCGGCCCGGCGCCGCCGCCUGGCCGGAGCACGGUGAACAUCAUGCCGGACCAGCCGGACAAGAGCUUCAUGUUGAACAGAAUAAGGAAGGAAACAAUUGUGCGCCUGCCCUGUGUUUGUGUGUAUAAUAGGCAGCAAGUGCCAAGUUCUGGUCUCUGCUAGUGUACUUUCUCCGUUUCGCAAUGUUUGUUUAUGGUCUCAGAGUAUCUGUUUCAAAUUGUUUGUCCAUUGCGAUAACAAGGAUGUUUUAUAGUCUAUUUUCCUGUUA